AUGGCAGAUAUUCCAUUUAUAAAUGUAACAAUAAGAGUUAAAACUAGACAAGAUAAGAUAGCAGAUGAGUGUAUUGAAGGUUUCCCACUUCGAAGGUGGUCAUUUGAGGUAUGCAUGUUGGAUAAGAAUGGUAAGGAAGUUACAGCGGAUAUAAUACAGUCUUGUGCUUACUACUUGCAUUCAAGUUUUACAAAUCCUAUUAGAAGUUUUAAAAAUCCUCCAUUUCGGUUAGAGGAAGAAGGUUGGGGUCAAUUUGAUUGUAAAAUAGCUUGUCAAUUUAUAUUCAAUGGUGGUCAAUUUUCUUUAAACCACAAAUUGAUCUUUUCAUAUGCUGAAUAUGCCAUUGAUUUUAAUAUCAAAGUACCAGUCCAUAUACCUGAGCUUCAGGAUAAAUUAAAAAUGCAUUUUGAUAUAUCGCACGCAAUAUCUCAAGAAACAACUGAAGAAUAUAAUGUUGUUGCUGUGAGUAAAUGGUUAAAAAAACUCCCUACAAUGGACGAAGAUGUUGUCUCAGAAAUUGUGGAUAAGGUUUUACAACACCCUGCUAUAAAGAGCGAACUAAACAACAACCCAAUAAAUGAAACAUUUAAAAUGGAUGUAAGCCAAUUUCCAAACGAUUUGUUGGAAGAAAUAACCGACUUUAUGUCUAAAUUAAACAAUUAA
Vanderwaltozyma polyspora DSM 70294 is the source of this 663-nucleotide messenger RNA. It is a transcript of the gene SAS5, whose product is annotated as Sas5p. Gene Ontology annotation, molecular function: histone binding. NCBI's taxonomy places the organism in Eukaryota, Fungi, Ascomycota, Saccharomycetes, Saccharomycetales, Saccharomycetaceae. Gene Ontology annotation, cellular component: NuA4 histone acetyltransferase complex; Swr1 complex. Bases 1 to 663 code for a protein of 220 amino acids. The record is from RefSeq and is a predicted model, not a curated record. The transcript is spliced from 2 exons. Gene Ontology annotation, biological process: chromatin remodeling; regulation of transcription by RNA polymerase II.